AUGAAGGUGUCGACACAACAAAAGGAGCCAGCCACUAUCGGCACAACAAAACAAGCCAGCAACACCACAAUGGGACGUGCCAAGGGCACCGCCGACAUACCUGAGGAAACGCGGCAAGCCAUCGCGCUGUUCCUCGCUGAGCGGUCUGUGGGCGGCCGCUUGAAGCGUGGUGCAGCGUCGGCAGCGGCAUCCAGGUUUGGUUGCUGCCGCCAGCAAGCCACCAAGAUUUUCAUGCAAAAGCUGUUGAGCCUGCCAAAGCCUCGGCGAGGGCGACCGCCCGCAAGUACGUCGACGGUGCUCAUCGCCCAGCGAGUGGCCCGCAUUGCGGCCACUCCCCACCGACGGUGGCAGACUUUGGGAGCCUUGGCCCACGCCACGAACAUCCCCAAGACUACCCUGCUGCGCUACAUCAGCAAGAAGCUGGUGCAGCGCGUCACUGUUCGCGUGAAGCCGACGCUGUCGGAAGACCACAAGUGGAAGCGCUUGGCGUACGCGCUGGCGCACGUCGAGCGGCCUAUUGGUAACAGCAUUAAUAUGAGGAAGUGA
Molecule: messenger RNA, 546 nt
Organism: Phytophthora sojae
Lineage: Eukaryota; Oomycota; Peronosporomycetes; Peronosporales; Peronosporaceae
Exons: 1
Coding region: 1-546 (181 amino acids)
Source: RefSeq, a predicted model, not a curated record